UGUCGCCGACUGGCGCGCCCUGACGUCACUUCCCGCUCGGCGACGGCAGCGUCUCCGCACGCUGGGCCGGGCCCGUCAUGCUGUGCCGGGGUAGUUUGGUCGGUGGACUGUGACAGCGACCCAGCUGUGGACAGUGCAGUGGGCGCAGGGAAUAGCGGCUCUGGCCAUGGACGGCUCCUUUGUCCAGCACAGUGUGAGGGUUCUGCAGGAGCUCAACAAGCAGCGGGAGAAGGGGCAGUAUUGCGACGCCACCCUGGACGUGGGGGGCCUGGUGUUCAAGGCACACUGGAGCGUCCUUGCCUGCUGCAGUCACUUCUUCCAGAGCCUCUAUGGGGAUGGCUCAGGGGGCAGUGUUGUCCUUCCUGCUGGUUUCGCGGAGAUCUUUGGCCUCCUUCUGGACUUUUUCUACACUGGUCACCUUGCCCUUACCUCAGGGAACCGGGAUCAGGUGCUCCUGGCAGCCAGGGAGUUGCGAGUACCAGAGGUCGUGGAGCUGUGCCAGAGCUUCCAGUCCAAAACCUCCGUGGGACAGGCAGUGAGCGGCCAGAGUGGGCUGGGGAAACCUGCCUCUCGGGAAGUGAGCAGCCACCUCAAGGAGCCAACAGACUUGGAGGAAGAGGAAGGUUCGAGGACUCUGGGCCUGGUUCCCAGGGAUCAGGACCCCAGAGAUUGUCACAGCUCCCAGAGGCCCCAGCUCAGUCCCCCUGCUCAGACUGAGAGCCCCUCCUUCCUCUGUGGGAGACUCAAGCAGGCUGUGAAGCCUUGUCCCCCAGAGGACAAGGAGCCUGAGGACUGCAAAGUGCCCCCGAGGUCCUUCGAGGCUGAAGGUGCCCAGCUGCAGGGUGGGAGUAAUGAGUGGGAAGUGGUGGUUCAAGUUGAGGACGACGGGGAUGGUGAUUGUGUUUCUGAGCUUGAGACUGUGCUGACCAGGAGGAAGUCAGAGGACAUCAGAAAGCCCUGUGCUGCCGAGCCAGCCCUGGGUUCAGGGUCCCUGGCAGCUGAGCCCACUGAGAACAGAAAAGGGACAGCUGUGCCUGUUGAAUGCCCUACGUGCCAUAAAAAGUUCCUCAGCAAAUACUAUCUGAAGGUGCACAACAGGAAGCACACCGGGGAGAAACCCUUUGAGUGUCCCAAGUGUGGGAAGUGUUACUUCCGGAAGGAGAACCUCCUGGAGCAUGAAGCCCGGAAUUGCAUGAACCGCUCGGAACAGGUCUUCACGUGCUCCGUGUGCCAGGAGACCUUCCGCCGGAGGACGGAGCUGCGGGUGCACAUGGUGUCGCACACGGGGGAGAUGCCCUACAAGUGCUCCUCCUGCUCCCAGCAGUUCAUGCAGAAGAAGGAUUUGCAGAGCCACAUGAUUAAGCUGCACGGAGCCCCCAAGCCCCACGCAUGCCCCACCUGCGCCAAGUGCUUCCUGUCCCGGACUGAGCUACAGCUGCAUGAGGCCUUCAAGCACCGCGGGGAGAAACUGUUUGUGUGCGAGGAGUGCGGGCACCGGGCCUCGAGCCGCAACGGGCUGCAGAUGCACAUCAAGGCCAAGCACAGGCACGAGCGGCCAUACGUGUGCGAGUUCUGCAGCCACGCCUUCACACAGAAGGCCAACCUCAACAUGCACCUACGCACACACACGGGUGAGAAGCCCUUCCAGUGCCACCUCUGUGGCAAGACUUUCCGUACCCAAGCCAGCCUGGACAAGCACAACCGCACCCACACGGGCGAGCGGCCCUUCAGCUGCGAGUUCUGUGAGCAGCGCUUCACGGAGAAGGGCCCCCUCCUGCGGCAUGUGGCCAGCCGCCAUCAGGAGGGCCGGCCCCACUUCUGCCAGAUCUGUGGCAAGACCUUCAAAGGCCCUGCCAAGGCCUCCUGCUGUGUUUCCUGGCCCCCAUCACAGUGGGCCCCCGGCACGCUCCCACCUGUCCUGAUGCUGGUGGCCGUGUCCCUCCUGCAGCUGUGGAACAGUUACGCGUGCAUGUCAGGCGGCACAAGGGGGUGCGGAAGUUCGAGUGCACUGAGUGUGGCUACAAAUUCACACGGCAGGCCCACCUGCGGAGGCACAUGGGGAUCCACGACCGCGUGGAGAACUACAACCCGAGGCAGCGCAAGCUCCGCAACCUCGUCAUCGAGGACGAGAAGAUGGUGGUGGUGGCGCUGCAGCCUCCCGCGGAGCUGGAGGUGGGCUCGGCCGAGGUCAUUGUGGAGUCCCUGGCCCAGGGCGGCCUGGCCCCCCAGCUCCCCAGCCAGGGACUGCGUGCCGAGGAGAGCUUCGCCGGCCCGGGUGUCCCGGAGCCCGCGCUCAUCGUCACAGCUGCCGUCCCCGAGGACUGUGACACGUAGCCCACCCCGUCCCCUGGGCGCAGCUCCCAAUAAACCUGCAGCUUUGGACUGGCUUGUCCCUGCCUGUCUGCACUCUGUCCCUCAGUGUCCCGGAGCUGCAGGCCCGGGCUCCAGUGAGGCGCCUCUUCUCUGACCCGGACCUCCAGUGGUCCUUGAAGCUCAGCCAGCUCCUUGGGAGACACCAGCUGAGCAAGACCUGGCCGGGCAGCUUCUGACUCGAGCCUUCCACCCCUUGUUUGUUCAGGAGUUGGAGCUGGGAUCGCUGGCCACAUGAACUGGUAGAGCUCCUAUUUUAGUGGAGGUGAUAGUGGGGUGGAAUCCAUUCCUAGGCCCCCAGAGUCAGAAUGGAGUAGACAGG
Molecule: messenger RNA, 2692 nt
Organism: Heterocephalus glaber (naked mole-rat)
Lineage: Eukaryota; Metazoa; Chordata; Mammalia; Rodentia; Bathyergidae
Gene: Zbtb48
Product: zinc finger and BTB domain containing 48
Biological process (GO): regulation of transcription by RNA polymerase II
Cellular component (GO): nucleus
Molecular function (GO): DNA-binding transcription factor activity, RNA polymerase II-specific; protein binding; RNA polymerase II cis-regulatory region sequence-specific DNA binding
Source: RefSeq, a predicted model, not a curated record